Molecule: messenger RNA, 777 nt
Organism: Thermothelomyces thermophilus ATCC 42464
Lineage: Eukaryota; Fungi; Ascomycota; Sordariomycetes; Sordariales; Chaetomiaceae
Exons: 2
Coding region: 203-661 (152 amino acids)
Molecular function (GO): RNA binding
Source: RefSeq, a predicted model, not a curated record
GACGCUUCUUGACAGAAGACUUUGGACUGCGAAGCGAACCUAAUACAGCGCAAAAAAGAAACAAGAGAAAAAAAAAAAUCAAAGGACAAGAAGGAAGUAGAGAAAGAAGCUCAAGAGCUGAGAAUCAAUCACCUCCACACUAGCGCUCAUCUCACACCUUAUUGCCCAACUUAACUCCCAAAACCACCUCCGGGAAGGAAGAAUGACAGACACAACGCGGUGGAAGGCCACCGUCUACGUCGGCGGUCUCGCCCCCGCCGUGACAGUCACCACGCUGCAAGAAGCCUUCCUCCCCUUUGGCGAGAUCGCCGACGUCUCGCUGCCCAAGAACGAGAACCCCAACACGGCCGCGGCCGAGCCGCACCGCGGGUUCGCCUACGUCGAGUUCGAGGACCCCGACGACGCCAAGGAGGCCAUCGACAACAUGGACCAGGCCGAGCUGUUCGGCCGCGUCAUCAGGGUGUCGGCUGCUAAGCCGCCCAAGAGCGCCGGACAAGGACUCGGGGCGAAAACGGCCGUUUGGGAGCAGGAGGGGUGGCUUGCAGAACAUGCGGUUAGUGAGGAGGAUAGGUUGGCGGCCGAGCAAGCUCAGAAUGCGAGACUGGACGACCCGAUGCAGGGGCUAGAGGGAUUAGACGUUGCUGGGCCGAAGCCUGAGUGAUGGCACGAGUCCUAGGAGGAUAGCGCGGGUUCACAGGUGACAUCGUACACGAUCGUCGGCAGGGUUCUCAGGUUUGGGACGGAGCGCUCGAAUCGAUACCACGGGAUUGCAUAGUU